AUGCCCAAGAGCUUCCAGUUGUUCCUGGCCUUGAUGUUUGCAGUUAAACAAGUCAACAAUGAUCUGGUUCUCCUCCCCAACAUCACUCUUGGCUUUCACAUCUAUGAAAAUCGCCAGACUGAGAGGAAUAGUUCGUUAUUCAGCCUCUCCCUGCUCUCCACACGAGGCCAAAUGGUUCCAGGCUAUAAAUGUGACCGGCAGGACCGUCUGCUCUCUGUCAUUGGAGGUGACAACCCCAAAUCCUCAAUGGUGAUGGCCUCCAUCUUCAGCAUCUUCAAGGUCACACAGCUUCUUCCCUAUUUGAGGACUAUCCACUUCAACAACAGUGCUGGAGAUGAAAUUUCCUUCUCAGAAAAUGGACUAGGAUCUGGAGAGAGGAGAAGAGUUCCAGAGGGCAAGCAAGUUUGCUGCUACCAAUGUGUCCCUUGUCCAGAAGGGAGCAUUUCUAAUCAGACAGAUGCAGCUUCCUGUGACCCCUGCCCAGAAGACCGAUACCCCAACAAGGACAAGGACCACUGCAUUGCCAAGAAGCUCCACUUCCUUUCCUAUCAAGACACCCUGGGAUACAUUUUGGUUUCUCUUGCCCUUUCUCUCUCGGUGAUCACAUCUGCAAUUCUGGCAAUAUUCCUUAAGUAUCGUGACACAUCAAUUGUCAAGGCCAACAACCGAGAUCUCACCUACAUACUCCUGGUUUCUCUCAAGCUCUGCUUCCUCUGCUCCUUCCUCUUUAUUGGUCCACCAGGGAAGCUCACCUGUCUCUUCCAACAAACUGCCUUUGCCAUCCUUUUUUCCCUUGCAGUUUCCUCUGUCUUGGCAAAAACUGUCAUGGUAGUUCUGGCCUUCAUGGCUACCAAGCCAGGCAACAGCACAAGGAAACUCUUAGGAAAACCACUGACCAACUCCAUUGUCUUAGCCUGUCCCCUGGUUCAGACACUUCUUUGUGCCACCUGGCUGGUAACCUCUCCCCCAUUUCCCAACAUGGACUUCCACUCCUUGUUAAGAGAAGCCAUUUUGGAAUGUCAGGAAGGCUCAGUUUCAAUGUUUUAUGGUGUUCUCUCCUACCUGUGGCUUUUGGCCAUUAUCUGUUUCACAGUGGCCUUUCUGGCUAGGAAAUUGCCAGACAGCUUUAAUGAAGCCAAAUUCAUUACUUUCAGCAUGUUGAUCUUUUGCAGUGUUUGGAUCACCUUCCUCCCCACCUAUCUGAGCACCAAAGGGAAGUCCAUGGUGGCUGUGGAGAUCUUCUCUAUCUUGGCCUCUGGUUCUGGUCUCUUAGCUUGCAUCUUUUUCCCCAAAUGCUACAUUAUCCUACUAAGGCCCAAUCUGAAUUGUAAAGAGAAUAUAAUGAGGCAGAAGAAUUGCUGA
This is a messenger RNA of Protobothrops mucrosquamatus (brown spotted pit viper), 1362 nucleotides long. Its product is annotated as vomeronasal type-2 receptor 26-like. Gene Ontology annotation, molecular function: G protein-coupled receptor activity. Gene Ontology annotation, cellular component: membrane. Bases 1 to 1362 code for a protein of 453 amino acids. Gene Ontology annotation, biological process: G protein-coupled receptor signaling pathway. NCBI's taxonomy places the organism in Eukaryota, Metazoa, Chordata, Lepidosauria, Squamata, Viperidae. The record is from RefSeq and is a predicted model, not a curated record. The transcript has 4 exons.